Danio aesculapii is the source of this 1383-nucleotide messenger RNA. It is a transcript of the gene tp53inp2a, whose product is annotated as tumor protein p53 inducible nuclear protein 2. The record is from RefSeq and is a predicted model, not a curated record. The transcript is spliced from 4 exons. Gene Ontology annotation, biological process: positive regulation of DNA-templated transcription; autophagosome assembly. Gene Ontology annotation, cellular component: autophagosome; nucleus. Lineage: Eukaryota; Metazoa; Chordata; Actinopteri; Cypriniformes; Danionidae. Bases 259 to 738 code for a protein of 159 amino acids.
UAUCAGCUGUUCGUCGUGAUCUAAACUGCGGUGCUGUAUUUUGUGUGUAAUAAAAGCACAAAUUAGCAAAAGAAAAGAACAAAUAUUUCGCGCAUCUACCUCGGAUUAAACAACCAAAGAUUAAUUUAAGCGAAUUAGACCUACAAGGUCAAACUGCUGAGUUCUGCUCUUUACAUCUGCCUGAGAGGAGAAGUGUGCGACUAGUGUAUACCAAGCGCACCAUCAAUUAUUCAGUGCAAUCACAAGUAAAUUAUAACCAUGUUUCAACGGCUCACGAACCUGCUGUUCGGAAGCGUGAAUGAAACAACUCAGGAACCGACGGUACCAAAACCAGCAUCUCCAGAAGUGGAUGAAGAGGGCUGGCUAUUGGUCAAUGCAGCUGAUGGAGAGUCAUCCUCUGAAACUGGCGAGCUGCAGUUCAAGUUAAUAGGAAGCCUGUCAAACUCUGAGAUUUGUGCUGCCAGCUUGGUUAGCGAGGCGAGCAUCACAGAACCAGAAGUCCCAGUAGCCCGAAGCAGUGGUCGAGUCUCUCAGCGACUAGUCUCUCAGGCUGGAGCUCUGGUCAAAGUCACACAGGUGGGCAGAAUACAAAGGGCACAGGCUCGUGCCAACCGCCACAGUCUCGGCCGCAACUGCAUUCAGCGGCAGAACCACAUCCGCCAGCGUCUUCCACAACACUUCUCCCGCAAACACCGCAUGGUCCUUCACCAGCCUGGCCGAUGCAACUUUAAUCAUUAAGAUGCAAUGAGUGCGCAAACGAACAACCAACAUGCAAGUACCUUGGUUCAAAGUUAAAGCUUGAUAUGAAAUAUUUGAACCAAUUUUAAUUUACAUCUAGGGUCUAAUAAAUAAAUCUUGUGGCAGCUGACAUUAUGCCUUUCUUUUACAUACUAGUGUGCUAGACUGUCAUGCAGCAAUAAAACAAAGCAAAGGACUUUUGAAUCUUUGUGUUUUCUUUUAUUGUAAUAUUAGGUCAGAAGGUCGGGACCGUGGCUCAGUGCUUAGCACUGUCAUCUCACAGCAAGAAGCUUGCUGGUUUGAGUCCCGGCUGGGCCAGCCGGCAUAUCUGUGUGGAGUUUGCAUGUUCUCCCAGUGUUCACGUGGGUUUCUUCUGGGUGCUCCGGUUUCCCCAGCAGUCCAAGGAUAUGCGGUAUAGGUGAAUUGGAUGAACUAAAUUGGCUGUAGUGUAUGAGUGCGUGUAUAAUUGUGAGAGUGUAUGGGUGUUUCCCAGUACUGGGUUGUGGGUGGAAGGGCGUCCGCUGUGUAAAAACAUAUGCCAGAAUAGCUGGUGGUUCAUUCCACUGUGGCAACCCCUGAUAAAUAACCCAGCAAGCAUUUUUUGUUGAUAAAAGAUGUCUAAAAGAUGUCUAAACAUAGUCGUCU